This is a messenger RNA of Labrus bergylta (ballan wrasse), 3135 nucleotides long. RefSeq names its product docking protein 1a (gene dok1a). Gene Ontology annotation, biological process: cell surface receptor protein tyrosine kinase signaling pathway; positive regulation of MAPK cascade; Ras protein signal transduction. Lineage: Eukaryota; Metazoa; Chordata; Actinopteri; Labriformes; Labridae. The record is from RefSeq and is a predicted model, not a curated record. Gene Ontology annotation, cellular component: cytoplasm.
AACCUCCGUUCAGGAUUCCAAAGUCCAAAACUGACGUGCAUUUUCUCUUCAGAUGGACUCUCACACCAAAACAGGGAAAGCUUACCUCCAACCACACAAAGCUGGCAAAAAAUGGAAGCCAGUGUGGUUGUCUCUGUUUCCUCACAGCAGCAGUGGAGUGGGACGACUGGAGAUCCAGGCUAUGGGAGGUGGCGCUUCUGGAGGCGAUCAUGGUUCUGGGGUCAGGAGGCACCAUCAGCCUCAAGACAGAAAUGUGAAGAUGGUCCGACUGUCAGAUCUCAUCAGCGUCCUCAGACUCCCCCCACAUGCUGAGGCCUGUCCAAUGGAGAACAUGUCGGCAUUUUGCGUGGAGACUCAGGAAAGGACGAUGGUGUUUGCUGCACUCAAAGACGACUGUGUGGACUGGGUGGAAAAACUGUGCCAAAACACGUUUCAGAGAGGCGAUGCCGCCGGCACUGAUCAGCUUCAUAUGGAGGAAAACCAGAUAUAUGCCUCAGCAAAUGAAGCAUCAGAGUUCAGGGUGGCGGUUCAGAGGACUGACGCAGCAUCACGUUGUGGCCUGCAGGGGUCAUACUUGCUGCAGGUGGGGGCAGAGGCACUGCUGCUGAAAGAAACACAGAAGAGAAGUAUCAUCAGAGAGUGGCCAUAUGAACUACUGAGGCGAUAUGGAAAAGAUAAGUCGGCCUUAACCAUUGAAGCAGGACGACGCUGUGACUCUGGUCCUGGAACAUUCAGCUUUGAAACACAGCAGGCUGAAAAAAUAUUCUCCCUGAUUCAAAUCACCAUCAAACGGAAGACAUCACCUGUUACUCUAGGCAUCCCGAACCAAGAGAGUGAGAAAUCAAUUCCCAAUAUACAAGCCCAUUCCCCUCUCCCAAAGAUACCUGAUCUGACCAGCAUAGCUGCCAUCCUGGAGAACAAUCUGAGGACACAGGAGAAGAAUUCUGCCCUUUCAGAAGGGAGUUCUCAAGAAGAUUUGCCAAGUUCACCAGAGAAUAUGUCAGCACAGCCAGCUCCUAUCACCCUCAUGCCUCUCCCAAUGAUCCCCACGGAUGUCAGCAGCUCUGUCGGCCAGCUUGGUGCACAACCAGAUGCUGUGUACGCUGACCCUGCUGACUGCAUUCAAUCUGUUCGCAAACAUCAUCCAACCACGGCUUUGUAUGUAGACCCUGCCAGUGUUCUCCCACUCAAACCUCCCAAUUCAAGGGAAUCGGUCAGUCCCCUUCCGAGCGCCUCGGCUUCAAAACCCUGCUUUGACAGCGAUCACAAAGAUCCAGUCUACUCAGAGGUCUAUGACAAAAUCAGUCCAGUGCAAGACAAACAAACUGUGAUUCAGAGUACAGCACAAAUAAAGUGUUCUGCGAACGAUGAACCCAUUUAUUCUGAGCCCAUGACCAAAAAGGAGGAGGAGACUCAUAAAAAUGUUGUAAAAACAGACCCGUUCGCCCACCUUUACGCUCAAGUCCACAAAACAAAACCAUCCCAUGGCCCUCCUUCAUCUACGACUACUGUCCCUUUGACAGGCACAGACCAUAAUGUGGAUGAUGUAAUCUACGAAAACCUGGGCAUUAUUUAAAUUAAGUAAAAACAAGCCUUGUAUGUAUUCUUGGUAAACAAUGACUGAGAAAGGACAGUCAGAGUUUAUUGUGAAAUAUUCUAACUAGUAAGCACUUCUCCUGCAUGGAGGCCUUUCUGUUGUGUAUAUUUGUUCAAAAAAACCUUGUAAAUUCAGUUUGAAAACAAAAACCAGCCUGUUCAUUAUUACAGGACUGAUCACAUUACUUCAUCACUGACUUGUUAAAGCCUUGAGUUCGACAUGCGGCAGUCAUGAUUGAUGUUCAGAUCCAAGUGACCUUAUUUGGACAAAAGAGGGAAAACAGUCUGUGCAUGUGGCUCAUUGAAGGGCUGCUGAAUAAGCCGGGAUGAUUUUCUUUUUGUGGUGGUUUCUGACCACAGCUGUUUAUUAUGAGCGAAAAGAAGGUGUCAGAGAAUAUGGACUAAAAACUGCAGUUUUUCUGGUACGAUUGCUACGCUACGGCUUCAGUUUUUAGCCACAUUCACAACCCCUUGACCAGCACCCAAAGGGGAAACAUCUACACUUUAAAGUCGCAGGACUUUAUCGGCAUAAAAGGCUACAGGGUGGUGUCCAGAUUCAUGAUAUCUGCAGACAGCUAUGUGCAGCAUCUUUUAAAGAAUGGAGCGUGAGACUGAGUUGGCGUCUGUUUCCCACAAUGACAUUGGACCGCUGACAGUUUUGUGGGAGAUUUGGGUGUUUAAUUCUGAAAUAGACUACAAAGGUCUGAUUAUCAAGUGAUGACACUUGAAUCUGAUUAUUAGACUUAUUCUGUCAGAAGACGUGAAAAGGCAUUAUACAUAAUAUCACCAUAAAUCAGUGGUGGUAACAGACACUGUUGUGAAAACUAAAAGGAGGUAUCAGUUUUGUAAAUAUAUUUUGUCAUUUUUUAACGAUCGAACUGAAUGUCUCACCCUUUUCAGUAUUUGUAUUUUUUUAGUUUUUAGUUGUUUUUAUAAAACCACAUGUUGACAUUAUAUCCAAAUUCUAUUUUUGUUUGCUUCUGAGGUUGUUUUCGCUGCAUAACUCAGAAAUGUAUGUUUUUAUACAAAUGUAUUAUAUAGUGUUUUGUUUUUUUGGUCAGUUUUGAUUUGAAUGAAUGAUGUGACGCGCUGGGCUCUGCUGCUUCAGCCUCCCCUGGUAUGAGGGAUUUUGUAGCAUGCAUUAGCUGGUGUUAGCUUUAAUGUUCAAAUUUUCAAAAAUUAAUUGCUAAGUAUUAACCAUUUCCCUCUAAGAAUCACAGCUAUAGUUAAAUCACUUUUACAAUAAAUGAUUCAAAAUAAAGUAUCUUUAGAACAGAUUUAAAAUCUUUCAUACAGUAUUUUUUUCCUGAUUGUUAAACAAGAUAUGGUAUUUUAUCUUUUGGCACAUGUGUUUUAUGUAAAUGUUUCAUCUUGAUCGUGAUUUUUUCUUUUUGUUGACCCGAGUUUGUUAAAGUAAACACAUUUCAAGGACGGACAAAAUGUCUUUUAGAUUCUAAUGAUGUCAGAGAUGUUUGUGAACAUGCUGAGCUUUCAUUUCCUGUUCUCUUUGAACCCUAAUAUAAAAAUGAUUAUCUUGUA